AUUUUAAUAUUCAAUAUUUUGGGCGUAAUUUUGUCAGAAGAAGAUCAAGUUUAUAAAAGUCAUCUGAAAGUUUCAACGCGGCUAGACUUGUCGGGAUCAUUGAAGCAUCUUUGUGCUGGAGAUGAUCAAAAUGAUGACGAUCAAGUGGUCUCCUGUGCUUGUCUCAGUAAAUUGUCAGUUGUAUCGACCGUCCAAGUGGGAAAGUACCAAAAUGUCUACCAUCACAACGAGAGCAAUCAAAAUGGCGUAAACGCUUACGCGUCGCUUUACCAAACUGAAGAAAAUUUGAAAGUUUUAGGCUUCGGACGCUUCAAUUUACAUAAUGUUAAAUGCGUAGAAAAUAAUGAGGUUAAAGAUGUUGAGAGUCGGUACACUCAUUGGUUCCACGUUUAUUCUACUUGGUCAAGUUUACCUCCAUAUAAUAAAUUUUUUGAUUACGAGGACUAUGCGGCCGAUGUUCUAUUGCCAAUAACGAUUGUGGAUAUUACUCUUGAUAAUGCACCUAAAUUUAGUUAUUUAAAAUUAGAAUUAAACGAUGAAGAAAUUUAUCAUUUUGAAGAUAAUUUGGGAACAAUGUGUGGUGAAUCACUAAAAGAAGGUUCUAUGGAACAUACAUUGUGGAGCAUUGUAGAUCGAAUUCUAUUACAUAAUAAUAAUAAUUGCAAUUAUCCCAAGGGUACCACUUUCCCGACUGUCGAAAAAAUUCCAAUAACUGUAACAGUCGACGAGCCACUGAAGUGCGGCAACUAUAUGCUUGAGUUUUUAAUUUAUUUAGAUGAUGAUGAUGAUGAAACAAUAAGUUGGUUUGGUAAAAUUUAUUGGUACUUGGAAGGUGGUUCUACUUGCGUUGAAUAA
Cotesia congregata is the source of this 855-nucleotide messenger RNA. NCBI's taxonomy places the organism in Eukaryota, Metazoa, Arthropoda, Insecta, Hymenoptera, Braconidae. The record is from the annotation of a GenBank genome assembly.